This is a messenger RNA of Oryza brachyantha (malo sina), 1696 nucleotides long. Its product is annotated as pollen-specific leucine-rich repeat extensin-like protein 4. The transcript has a single exon. Gene Ontology annotation, molecular function: protein binding. NCBI's taxonomy places the organism in Eukaryota, Viridiplantae, Streptophyta, Magnoliopsida, Poales, Poaceae. The record is from RefSeq and is a predicted model, not a curated record. Bases 83 to 1450 code for a protein of 455 amino acids.
UCUCUCUCCAUCCUCCUGUCUUUACCACCACCAGCCAUUGGCUUCGGCCAAGGCUGAUGAGACGUUCCCGAUCACCACCACCAUGGGCAUCCUCCCAGCAGCAUUCCCUGUCGCCGCAGCCGCCGCCGUCGUCGUCGCGGUGCUGUUCUUCUCCACCCUCGUUUCCUCGCCGUGCCUCGCUCUGACCAGCCACGAGGUGGCGGCCAUCACGCGGCGUCAGCUCGCCAACUUGGAGCGCCACGGCGACCACGUCCACAUCGGCAUCGACAUCAAGGUGAAGGUCAGCAACCCGCGCCUCGCCGCGGCGCACAGGGCGCUGCGCGCGCUCCGAGAGGCGCUCUACUCCGACCCGGGCAACUUCACCGGCAACUGGGCCGGCCCCGACGUGUGCUCCUACAACGGCGUGCGCUGCGUCCCGUCGCUGGACAACAGCUCGGCGAGCACCGUCGCGGCGCUCGACAUGAACGCCGCCGACGUCGCGGGCUACCUGCCCAGGGAGAUCGGCCUCCUGUCCGACCUCGCCGUGCUCCACCUCAACUCCAACCGCUUCUGCGGCGUCAUCCCGGAGGAGGUCAAGGACAUGGCGCAGCUCUACGAGCUCGACGUCAGCAACAACCGCCUCGUCGGGCCCUUCCCCGACGCGGUGCUCCGCGUGCCCAGGCUCAGCUACCUCGACAUCCGGUUCAACGGCUUCGAGGGCCCCAUCCCGCCGGAGCUCUUCCUCAAGCCCUACGACGCCAUCUUCCUCAACAACAACCGCUUCACGUCCGGCAUCCCGGACACCAUCGGCAGGUCGACGGCGUCGGUGAUCGUCCUCGCCAACAACGACCUCGGCGGCUGCAUCCCGGCCACCAUCGGCCAGGCUGCCGCGACGCUCGACCAGUUCGUCUUCAUCAACAACAGCCUCACCGGCUGCCUGCCCGUGGAGUCGGGGCUCCUCGCCAACGCGACGGUGUUCGACGUCAGCCACAACCUGCUUGCCGGCUCGAUCCCGACGACGCUCGACGGCCUGGCCAAGGUCGAGCAGCUCGACCUGUCGCACAACACGUUCACCGGGAUCGUGCCAGGCUCCGUCUGCGAGCUCCCGGCGUUGACGAACCUGUCGGUCUCGCACAACUUCCUCGCCGGGGAAGACGCCGGGUGCAACGCCUUGCUAGCCGCGAAACGCGACAAGUCAUUCGAGGACGAAGCGAACUGCAUGGGCGACACGAGGCCCAUGCAGAAGAGCUCCGGCGAGUGUGCCCCGGUCGUGAGCCAUCCGGUUGAUUGCGCCAUGACCAAGCCUUGUGGAUGGCCAGCCUCGUCGGAGAAGCUGGCACAUUCACCACCGCCGCCCAUAGCAUCUCCUCCUCCGGCGGCGCCACCGCCAACUCAUGAAGCGGUUAUCCUCCCGCCAAUAUAUACAUCAAAAUACCAAUCUCCGCCGCCACCGCAAUUCGCAGGAUACUGAGCAUUAGUUUGAGGCCAAGUGUGAAGUGCAUAUAUAGCAGUUGUUGUCCAACAUUAGCACAUGAUAAUUAAGUCGAAUGUAAUAUAAAGCUCAUACUUUUAACCACAUUGAGGGUGCCCAUUUACCAUUCCAAUUUUCCAUAGUUUUUGACUUGGUUUUGGUACUUAAGAAAUUUUGGGAGAUUUGCUCCGGUCCAAUAAAAAGUAUCUUGAGGUAUCAAAUCGUUUCCCACCAUUGAAUUUAGCU